This is a messenger RNA of Cetraspora pellucida, 1092 nucleotides long. NCBI's taxonomy places the organism in Eukaryota, Fungi, Glomeromycota, Glomeromycetes, Diversisporales, Gigasporaceae. The record is from the annotation of a GenBank genome assembly.
AUGUAUAAUAAAAAUAUCUUUAAAAUAUACAUUACAUUGAUUACGUUAGUCGUAUCUAUUACAACUACCGAUGCCGCUUUAGCAAAUUCAACAGGGUUGAACUCAAGCUUCCCACAAACUUUUCCUCCACCUGAUUUACCACCGCCAAUAGUUCCUGCUUGGAGUGCUUUGGUUGAUAAAUCGAAAUAUCCCAAAGUCCCACCUAAUCCAGGUGGAUACCAAUGUGCUCCAGGCCCUGACACUUAUUAUUGGGGUUUAACAUAUGAUGAUGGCCCUUCGGAAAAUACACCAGGAGUUCUAGAUGCUCUAGCACAAAGAAAUCAAAAGGCCACAUUUUUCGUUAUUGGUUCUCGUGUUUUUCAAAAUCCCGACAUUCUAGCACGAAUCGUAAAAGAAGGUCAUCAAAUUGGUGUACAUACAUGGUCGCAUACUCCAUUAACUACACAAACUGAUGAACAAAUUAUUGCGGAAAUGAAAUGGACAGAAUUAGCUAUUCAAAAGGCCGUGAAUUUGACACCGUUAUAUAUGCGUCCUCCAACAGGCGAUAUCGAUGAUAGAGUUAGAGGAAUUGUGCAACAAUUAGGUUAUAAAGUUGCUCUUUGGAAUCAUGAUACCUUUGAUUGGAAAUCAUUUUCUGACCCAAAAUAUGACUUAAACUGGAUUCCUGGUAAUUUCACUUUAUGGGCUACCAAUAAGACAGCAACUACUGGAGUCAUAUCUCUCGAACAUGAUUUAUAUAACACUUCAGCAUCUAAAGCACCAGCUGCUAUGGAUAUUGUAAAGGCCAAUGGCUUUACCGCCUUACAAAUUGCAAACUGUGUUCCAAAUGCGCCAGCCUAUGUAGAAAAUGUUGUUUUACCUAAUCCUGCAUCAACAUCAUCACCAUCAGGUACAUCAGGUUCAUCAGGUACAUCAGGUCCUGGUAGUUUAGCCAAACCAUCAGCAACAGAGACACGAUAUGUCAUUAAUGUUUUGGCAAUAUUUUCAUCAAUUAGUUCAAAAACGGGUUUAUUGUUUCUUAAUUUGGUAGCUUUGGUUUUUGUUCAAAGCCCUGGUUUAGGAGAGAGACCCUUAAAGCAAGCAAAUCGUUAG